AUGUCUGGAAGAAGGAAGCCACGAACGGCAAAAAGUCCAGAGGCAAAGCGUAGCACUGGGACAAGAACAAACACAGAGGAGAAGCAGACCAAAACUUUUGAGGAACAAGCAGCUAAUUUCAACCCGCCAGCCAGCGGUGCAAGACCUAAAAAGUGUGGUGCUCCAGCCAAAGUGAAAUUAGAUAAUGAAGAAAUCAAAAAGGAUCCCAAGAAAACUACAACAAAGACGACCACAGCACAAACAAAGCCUAAUGUCAACUGUACAGCCAGUGAUGCAAAUCCAAAAACCUGUGGUGCUCCAGCCAAAUUAAAUUUGGAGAAUGAAGAAAUCAAGAAAGAUCCCAAGAAAACUACAGCCAGCGGUGCAAGACCUAAAAAGUGUGGUGCUCCAGCCAAAGUGAAAUUAGAUGAAGAAAUCAAGAAGGAUCCCAAGAAAACUACAGCCAGCGGUGCAAGACCUAAAAAGUGUGGUGCUCCAGCCAAAGUGAAAUUAGAUAAUGAAGAAAUCAAAAAGGAUCCCAAGAAAACUACAACAAAGACGACCACAGCACAAACAAAGCCUAAUGUCAACUGUACAGCCAGUGAUGCAAAUCCAGAAACCUGUGGGACCAAGACCAAAUCACCAGUAGAUGAAAAGGAUAACAUAAUCUCAACAAUAUACAAAGACAAAUGUGCUGCUGAACAACCUGAGUCAACAUUGAAAGGGAAAAAAGGGAUGACUCAACUUCAGAUGAAGCAACUUUCACAUGACGACAGUAAAAAUGCUGAUGAUGUUAAAAAGACGGAGCUGAGAACCACACUUAACGCAACUCUGGAAAAUCUUAAAAUUAGGAUGAAGGAGAAAUCAAAAGCUUCAGAAGUAAUUAACAAAGUAGAGAAAGUCAUUCUGAAGCAUUUAAGAAGUGAAAAGAGUUUGUUUAGGCAAGUAAAAAAACCUCUUCACACUGGAAGCUACUAUGAAAAUUUGAAGAUUUCCAACCCAGAUGAGUUUGACAUAAUGUUCCCCAUUCCUGUUCAACGCAUAGAUAUACAGCCGUUUACUGAGGAUGGGGCGUUUUAUGUUGUGUCUUUAAAACGUGGGUAUAACCCCCUAAAAAGGUUUCAGGAAGACGGAAAACCUUUACCUGCAAGCGAAAUACUGCAGGAUUUUAGACAAGAAGUAAUUAAGAGCAUAAAACACUUUCCAGGUGUGUCCAUUGAUAGAAAGAAGAGAGGAUGUCCUGCCGUGACAUUAAAUAUAAAAGUUGAGUCACGUGACAUUUCACUGGACAUUGUCUUGUGCCUUGUUGUUCAGUCAAGUUGGCCAGAUUUCACCAGUGAUGGCUUGAAAAUAGAAGCUUGGCUCGGGAGAAAAAUAAAGAAAGACUACAAAUCCAUGCGAUACUACCUUGUUUCAAAAUAUGAGGGCAAUGGGAACGAUGAAAGAGAUGGCAUUCUUGCCAAGGAUUGUUGGCGUAUUUCAUUUUCCCAUGUGGAGAAAGAAAUCUUAAAAAAUCAUGGAUCAGAAAAGACAUGCUGUGAGAAAGAUGGUACUCACUGCUGCAGGAAAGACUGCCUGAAGCUGCUAAAGCAUCUCCUUAGCCUCCUGAAGGAACAGGACAAGUCUUUUGCCAAGUUCUGCUCAUAUCACGUUAAAACGACCUUCCUACACGCCUGCUGCUCCAGGACGAAUGACAGUCAGUGGGCAGCUGCUGACCUGACACAGUGCUUUGAGCAACUCCUAAUAGAUUUUGAAAAACACUUGGAAAGCAGGCAGCUCAACAACUUCUUCAUCCCUGCCCAAAAUUUGCUUUCAGGUUGCAGCCAGAAAAGCUGCAAAAGUCUAGCCCUGCAUAUCAAAAAGGAGCGAGAAGAAGGAUUUCCUAUAUUUAAAUGUUAAUUUAAAACCAACUGAUACUUGGAAAACAA
This is a messenger RNA of Periophthalmus magnuspinnatus, 1907 nucleotides long. Its product is annotated as cyclic GMP-AMP synthase-like. The transcript is spliced from 5 exons. Gene Ontology annotation, biological process: negative regulation of double-strand break repair via homologous recombination; positive regulation of defense response to virus by host; paracrine signaling. NCBI's taxonomy places the organism in Eukaryota, Metazoa, Chordata, Actinopteri, Gobiiformes, Gobiidae. Gene Ontology annotation, molecular function: 2',3'-cyclic GMP-AMP synthase activity; chromatin binding; double-stranded DNA binding. The coding region runs from base 1 to 1878 and encodes 625 amino acids. Gene Ontology annotation, cellular component: nucleus; site of double-strand break; cytosol. The record is from RefSeq and is a predicted model, not a curated record.